AUGGGAAAAGAGGAAAUACCUAUUUACCAGUCAGAUUUGAUAGUGCAAGAUGUUCAGCACAUCCGACUGAAUAAUGUCGUACAUACUCAGUGUGUUGAUAAAGACUGUUUAUCUUCUUUUGAAAUAGAAAACUUUGUUUUACAGCCAUCUGUGAAUUGGGUAGUACCAACGUCUGAAAAAGUGCGAUACGAUGAAAUUUUCUUAAAAACAGACACAGACAUGGAUGGGUUUGUGAGUGGCCAAGAAGUAAAGGACAUUUUUAUGCAUUCAGGUCUGUCUCAGAAUCUCCUAGCACAUAUAUGGGCUUUGGCAGACACAAGACAGAUGGGGAAGCUAAGCAAAGAUCAGUUUGCACUAGCAAUGUAUCUCAUUCAACAGAAGGUCAGUAAAGGGAUUGAUCCUCCACAAGUAUUGUCCCCAGAUAUGAUCCCUCCCACAGAGAGGAACACUCCCAUACAGACUCUGUCAGGUUACUUGACCCCUGUAGGAACUGAGAUCUCAGCACUAACAGAAAUGCGUCGUGAUAGCUCAAGUUCCAUUGGAUCAGGAGAAUUUACAGGGGUGAAGGAACUGGAUGAUAUUAGUCAAGAAAUUGCACAGCUGCAGAGAGAAAAAUAUUCGCUAGAGCAGGACAUUAGGGAAAAGGAAGAAUCAAUCAGACAGAAAACCAAUGAAGUUCAGGAACUGCAAAAUGAUUUAGAUAGGGAGACAAGUAACUUGCAAGAGCUAGAGGCUCAGAAACAAGAUGCCCAAGACCGCCUGGAUGAAAUGGAUCAGCAGAAAGCCAAACUGAAAGAUAUGCUGAAUGAUGUAAGGCAGAAAUGCCAGGAAGAAACACAGGUGAUUUCGUCACUAAAAAUGCAGAUUCAAUCUCAGGAGUCAGAUUUAAAAUUACAGGAAGAUGACCUUAAUAGAGCAAAAGCAGAGCUGAAUCGCCUCCAGCAAGAAGAGACUCAGCUGGAGCAGAGUAUCCAGGCUGGAAAAGUGCAGCUUGAAACAAUAAUCAAAUCUUUAAAAUCAACACAGGAAGAAAUAAACCAGGCAAGAAGUAAACUUUCUCAACUUCAAGAGAGUCAUCAAGAAGUCAAUAAGAGUAUAGAAGAAUAUAAUGAAGCUCUCAAUGGGGUUCACGGUGGUAGUCUGACGAAUUUAGCAGACAUAAGUGAAGGCCUUGGGCAGACGGAAAGAAGCAAUUAUGGAGCUAUGGAUGAUCCGUUUAAGAAUAAAGCCUUGAUGUUUACCAAUAACACACAAGAAUUGCAUACAGAUCCAUUCCAGUCAGAAGAUCCUUUCAAAUCUGAUCCAUUUAAGGGAGCAGACCCUUUCAAAGGCAGUGACCCAUUCCAGCAUGAUCCUUUUGCAGAGCAACCACCUGCUCCAGCAGAUCCAUUUGGAGGUGAUCCGUUUAAGGAAAGUGACCCAUUUCGUAGUUCUGCCCCUGAGGAUUUCUUCAAGAAACAGGUGAAGAGUGACCCGUUUACCUCAGAUCCAUUCACAAAACCCCCCACUUUACCCUCAAAGCCUGACCCUUUUGAAAGCAGUGAUCCUUUCACGUCUUCCAGUAUCUCUUCAAAAGGUCCAGAUCCAUUUGGAACACUGGAUCCAUUUGGAAGUGGUACUUUUAGUAGUGGUGAGGGGUUUGCAGACUUCAGUCAGAUGUCAAAGUCAGUAGCUUCAGACCCCUUCUCCUCCUCUUUUGGAGGCAUUGGAUUCUCAGAUGACCCUUUCAAAAGCAAAUCAGACACACCAGCGUUACCACCGAAGAAAAAUGUCCCUCCACGACCCAAGCCACCCAGUGGUAAAAGUACUCCUGUAAGCCACCUUGGGUCUUCAGAUUUUCCCAAGCCCCAUGAUCCAUUCCAGCCAUUUGGGGCUGACAGCAGUGACCCGUUUCAAAGUAAAAAGGGGUUUGGGGACCCAUUUAGUGGAAAAGAUCCAUUUGCUCCUUCCUCUUCAAGUAAAACUUCUAAAGACUCUUCCUUGGGGUUUGCAGACUUCAGCUCUUUUGGAAAUGAAGAACAGCAGCUGGCAUGGGCAAAGCGUGAGAGUGAAAAAGCAGAGCAAGAAAGACUAGCUCGAUUGCGGAGACAAGAACAAGAAGACCUUGAGUUGGCCAUUGCGCUCAGUAAGGCUGAUAUGCCAAACUCUUAA
Molecule: messenger RNA, 2151 nt
Organism: Fulmarus glacialis (Northern fulmar)
Lineage: Eukaryota; Metazoa; Chordata; Aves; Procellariiformes; Procellariidae
Gene: EPS15L1
Product: epidermal growth factor receptor pathway substrate 15-like 1
Exons: 16
Coding region: 1-2151 (716 amino acids)
Biological process (GO): endocytosis; endosomal transport
Cellular component (GO): plasma membrane; cytoplasm; clathrin coat of coated pit
Molecular function (GO): calcium ion binding; cadherin binding
Source: RefSeq, a predicted model, not a curated record